Messenger RNA from Ambispora gerdemannii, 1092 nucleotides. The record is from the annotation of a GenBank genome assembly. Lineage: Eukaryota; Fungi; Glomeromycota; Glomeromycetes; Archaeosporales; Ambisporaceae.
AUGGGAAAAGAAACCAUAAAUUCUUCCGAUAAUAGCGGUGAUAGCAUUUAUAGUGUUAAUAGCAUUUAUAGCGGUAAUAGCACUAAUAGCGGUGAUAUCAUUAACGCUACGAAUAGUCGAAAUGGGAGUAAACAAAGUAAAAUGAGUUAUAUGUCAACUUUGUUGCCUGACAAUAUACGAAUCAGGGAAUUCGAGAGAAAAGAUUAUGAAGAAGUGCAUCGACUUUUUGCGAAUUCCAUGCUGGAUAAUGUCGAACAUGGACUACGUUCCCUACUUCAACAUCGAUAUUUAAUAACUCUCUGGAUCUCGAUAACUUACCUAACAAUAAAAAAUUAUGAAGCAGCACCCAUUACAUUACACCUAACAAUAUUUCUGGCGUGGGGUUUUUUUCUAUAUGCGAAUUUACAACGUGCCGUCUCUGGAUAUAUUAUCCAUGAAACGAGAUGUUCUAUUCGAAAGGGGUUGAUGAAUAUUGAAGAAAAUUAUGGGGGAGGAAUAUCAACUACUAUUAAAAGAACGUCAAAGAAAUUCUUUUUGUUUGAAAGAAAAAUAAAUUCGGAAGCGGUUGGGAAUGUUGAGUUGUAUAAUAAUAAGCUUUUGUAUAAUGAACAAGGACAAUUUACUAAACAGUGUAAUAACGAGAAAUUAUCAAGGUUUUGGGUAGCAAUAGAUAAAGAUGCUGGAAACAGAAUUAUCGCAUUCUUAGGACUAACGACUUGUCCUCCCUCUUCAUCUUCCACUUCUAACACCUGUUGUAAUUGUAUAAUCGAUAAAACACCCGUUGUUACAUAUCUUUGCGUAUCGUACGAGUAUCGACGACGAGGGAUUGCAACGGCGAUGCUAGAACAUGCUGUGAAAUUUGUGAACCGACGAGGUGGGAAACGAAUAGAAGUUGAAUUGUGGACUUGGUGGAAUCCCGCAUUUGAUUUGUUUUGCUCGUUUGGAUUUGGGGAAGUGGGAAGAGAGAGUCAUGUUCUGUGCGGAACUGUUGAACGUGUGCGAUUGAGAUUGGAUGUUGAAAUGUGGGCAUGGAGGAGGAAGACGAAGCAACAGCAACUAUAUCAAGAAAAUGCGGAAUUCUGGUGUAAAUGA